AUGGUGGCCACCUGCCUGCACCUGGCUGGAUUUGUCUGCAGUUUUGUAGGGUGGAUCGGGGUGGUUGUGGCGACGGCCACCAACGACUGGGUGGUGACUUGUGGCUACACCAUUACCACCUGCAGGAAGAUGGAUGAGCUGGGAUCCAAGGGGCUGUGGGCAGACUGUGUCAUGGCAACAGGUCUCUAUCACUGCAAACCCCUCGUGGACAUCCUCAUUCUGCCAGGGUAUGUCCAAGCAUGUCGAGCACUGAUGAUUGCAGCCUCUGUCCUGGGUCUUCCUGCUAUCUUCUUGCUGAUAACAGUCUUGCCCUGCAUCCGCAUGGGCCACGAGCCUGGAGCGGCCAAGUACCGGCGAUCCCAGCUGGGAGGGAUCCUCAUCAUCCUCCUGG
Acanthisitta chloris (rifleman) is the source of this 391-nucleotide messenger RNA. RefSeq names its product claudin-11. The annotation marks the transcript as partial. Gene Ontology annotation, molecular function: structural molecule activity. NCBI's taxonomy places the organism in Eukaryota, Metazoa, Chordata, Aves, Passeriformes, Acanthisittidae. Gene Ontology annotation, cellular component: plasma membrane; bicellular tight junction. Gene Ontology annotation, biological process: cell adhesion; bicellular tight junction assembly. The transcript has 2 exons. The record is from RefSeq and is a predicted model, not a curated record.